Colletes gigas is the source of this 1482-nucleotide messenger RNA. RefSeq names its product mpv17-like protein. The transcript is spliced from 4 exons. The coding region runs from base 629 to 1273 and encodes 214 amino acids. Gene Ontology annotation, cellular component: membrane; cytoplasm. NCBI's taxonomy places the organism in Eukaryota, Metazoa, Arthropoda, Insecta, Hymenoptera, Colletidae. The record is from RefSeq and is a predicted model, not a curated record.
UUGUAAUUAUUUAAGAAAAAUAUCAUUAAAUGGAAAUAUGGUACAAGUGAAAAGACCAAGAAACUACAAUUUACUUUAGAAGAAAAUCGUGUCACAGCAUUGUUGUAUGUGCUAUGUAAUUACAAGAGAUAAUUUUAAUCUACAAAUGUUUUAUUUCAAACCUUAUUGUGUCCUACUUAAACUUCGUUAACCAAACACCCGCUUUAUACCUUGUUCAAUUUCACUGAUGUCAUGUAUAUUCUAAUAUCGUUUUAUUCUCAUUGCGUCUUAUCGAUAUUGUCGAUUUGUACGUAAUUAAAUAACGAUGCAUAGUCACUUGUGUGCUAUAUUAUACUAACGAAAAACUGCACUCGAAAGACGUAAAAUUACCAAGGACAGAUAAGAAUGGAUCGACCAGUUUCGUCAUCAUCAGUAGUUUUGCGCGUGUCGCAUAUAAGUCUCACCUCAGCCAUUGCCAGUAUGCGUGUGUUUCCGUAGUAGCGAAUCAUUUCCAGAUGUGUCAACCUUACGAGAUCGGUACCUCAUACAAAACCGCGGUGCAGCGAGUUUCCUCGCGUCACGCUCGAACAAACCGCGGUAACGCAGCUGACAUUUCGUCCACUAGUCAAAAAAAGUGACGACAUUAAAAAUGCGUGUAAUUUUUGGAAAAUUUCGCGAGAUAUCGCAAAAAUAUCCAAUCGUAAGGGGGAUGGCAUCAUACACUAUCAUAUGGCCUACAGGAAGUUUACUCCAACAAAAAAUCGCCGGAAAUGAAGAAUUAAAUUACAUACAAGCAUUAAGAUUCAGUUUGUAUGGUGGCUUUUUUGUAGCUCCAACAUUGUAUUGUUGGUUGAAAUGCUCCUCAUAUUUUUGGCCAAAGUCAGAUCUUAAAUAUGCAAUUACCAAAGCCUUGGUAGAACAAGUCACUUAUAGUCCUGCUGCAAUGUGUUGCUUUUUCUUUGGUAUAAACUUUCUUGAAAUGAGACCAGUAUCAGAAUGUAUUGAAGAAGUUAAACGAAAAUUUUGGCCAACUUAUAAGGUCGGUGUUUGUGUAUGGCCUGUUCUGCAGACCAUUAACUUCUUUUUAAUACCAGAACACAACCGAGUGGUGUAUGUAAGUGUUUGCAGUUUAAUUUGGACAUCUUUUCUUGCAUAUAUGAAAGCAAUGGAAGGUAAACAAAACGAAGCAACAAAUGACAAUAAUAAAAAACAGACAAAUAAAAUUGAAAGUAAUCAUAAUAGUAAAUCUAUUGUAAAAACAGAGGAUAAAAGCAAACGAUUAUCUUCUACAUGAUAAAAAUUUAUAGGAAAUAUUUUUUAGCUUAAUUGAAUUGUUUACGUAAUUGUAUAAAAUUUAUUAUAUUGCACGAUGAGAUCAAUUAAAAUAUGUACGUAUUAUGUAUAGUACAAAGUAAGUUAAAAAAUUCAACUAUAUGUAUAUGUGUUCAAUAUGUGUCUGUGUAUUAUAAUAGAUAGGAUUUAAAUAAGGAACAUUAUAAAAUC